Molecule: messenger RNA, 1144 nt
Organism: Epinephelus moara (kelp grouper)
Lineage: Eukaryota; Metazoa; Chordata; Actinopteri; Perciformes; Serranidae
Gene: zmat4a
Product: zinc finger, matrin-type 4a
Exons: 6
Coding region: 68-1144 (358 amino acids)
Cellular component (GO): nucleus
Molecular function (GO): nucleic acid binding; zinc ion binding
Source: RefSeq, a predicted model, not a curated record
GUAGUACCGCCGCCAACAGUAGACGCGUCUACCGCUCAGUCUGUCGCUAUUCAACAUCCUCUGGUUAAUGGAUUAUACAGUUUCCCUCCAAGUACAACAUCAGCUGGCUGUGUUCCCGACACACUUCUAUCAGGGCUACAGUGUGGAGUUACAGAUGAAGUCAACAGAGGUGGACCAAGGGCUUUUCACAGACAGCUACUGCAAAGUGUGCAGCGCUCAGCUCAUCUCCGAGUCCCAGAGGGUUGCCCAUUAUGAGAGUCGGAAACAUGCCAACAAAGUGCGGCUGUAUUACAUGCUACAUCCUGUGGAUGGAGGCUGCCCUGCCAAGAAGCUCCGAACAGACAAUGGCAGCGACAAGGGUGACGUGGACAAGAAUAAGUGCUGCACGCUGUGUAACAUGUCCUUCACCUCAGCAGUGGUGGCACAGUCACACUACCAGGGUAAAAUCCACGCCAAGAGGCUAAAACUGCUACUGGGGGAGCAGCCUGCCAUCAUGUCCAAAGAGGCAUCCCCCAGUCCUGUAAAGAGCUCCCCAGAAACGUCUCCCAUGACCUCCCCGCGACAGCGCAGAGACUCGGACCGUUACUGCCAGCUAUGCAACGCCUGGUUCAACAACCCAGGCAUGGCUCAGCAACAUUAUGAUGGCAAAAAGCACAAGAAGAACGCUGCCAGAGCGGACCUGCUGGAGCAGCUGGGAAAGACCCUGGACAUGGGAGAGAUGAAAGGUAUGGAGCGCUGCUGUUGGUGCUUGUGUGGGAACUGCCAGCCCAUGUCCUCAGCUGUGGAGAGUAUGUGCUGCAGGGAGGUGGAUGCCUUCUGGGCUCUGGUGGAGAAUCUGACCCCCAGACCAGACAUAACAUGCCUAACACUGCCCAUCAACCCUCAUGCCGCCUGCUCCCGUCUCAAACACGGAGGCCUCCGUCUCCGCGGAGCCCGCCCGCCCUCACACAUAGCCCCGAGCCGCCCUCGCACAUACCCCCGAGCCUCGGGUCUCCCUCUCCACGGAGAGAGAGACCCGAGGCUCGCGGCCCCGCACAUAACCCCGAGGCUUGGGUAUGUGCGAGGGCAGGCGGGCUCCGCCAGGAACAUAAUCCUCCUGUCCAAAAUGAGCACUGCACACGACCGUGUUUUUGGUCACAGAUGA